Messenger RNA from Diuraphis noxia (Russian wheat aphid), 1024 nucleotides. It is a transcript of the gene Rab35, whose product is annotated as RAS oncogene family member Rab35. NCBI's taxonomy places the organism in Eukaryota, Metazoa, Arthropoda, Insecta, Hemiptera, Aphididae. The record is from RefSeq and is a predicted model, not a curated record. Gene Ontology annotation, molecular function: GTP binding; GTPase activity.
UUUUUUUGUGGAUGAUUCAUGUUAUGAUUGUAAUAAGAAAUUUUAAUUCGUAUUCAUUUUUUGCCUGUGCUGUAACAUUUUUUACAUUUUUUAUACAUGAUUUCGUGUAAGUGUUCUAUCAUUCAGUGUUCGCGUCUGCUGUUUAACGAUAUCAUUACGGAAUAUUUCUACGCACUAGUCAACUAGUAACUCUUGACGCUCUGGUUCUGGUCAAAAUUAUACUGUCGAUGUACAAUACCUGAUGAUUUUUCCAUAGAUGUCACUAUAAGACACUACUCGUGAACCGUAAUUGUCUUACCCUGGACGUCUACAAACACUAUGGCUAAAGAAUAUGAUCAUCUGUUUAAGCUGUUAAUCAUCGGAGACAGUGGUGUUGGCAAAAGUUCAUUGCUUGUUCGUUUUGCCGAUAACACAUUCUCUGGUAGUUAUAUAACGACCAUAGGCGUCGACUUCAAAAUCCGAACAGUAAUAGUUGAUGGAGAAAAAGUGAAAUUACAGAUUUGGGAUACUGCUGGUCAAGAAAGAUUUAGAACAAUUACAUCAACUUAUUACAGAGGUACACAUGGUGUUAUAGUUGUAUACGAUGUUAGCAAUGGAGAUUCAUUUGCAAAUGUCAAACGAUGGUUACAUGAGAUCGACCAAAAUUGUGAAGUUGUAAAUAGGAUAUUAGUUGGAAAUAAAAACGAUGCUCCAGAUCGAAAAGUAGUGUUGACAGAAGAUGCUCAAAGAUUUGCUGAUCAAAUGGGCAUCCAAUUAUAUGAAACAAGCGCCAAAGACAACAUAAAUGUUGAACAGAUGUUCAUGUCGAUUACUAAACAAGUACUGCGUAAUAAAAAGGAAACUAAGGAACGGCAGGCUCAUCAAAACAAUGAUGUAGUGAAUUUAAGAAAAGGUCACUCAAAAGGAGCAAAAAGAAAAUGUUGUUAAAUCCAAUUGUUGGUGUAAGUGUUUUCAAUUUUAAGCUAUAAUUAUUAUUUUUUUUCUCUUCAAUUUUUGUUACCACAUACACAUUAUUAUAUUAUGU